Molecule: messenger RNA, 12610 nt
Organism: Homalodisca vitripennis (glassy-winged sharpshooter)
Lineage: Eukaryota; Metazoa; Arthropoda; Insecta; Hemiptera; Cicadellidae
Product: BMP-2-inducible protein kinase
Exons: 15
Coding region: 297-3968 (1223 amino acids)
Biological process (GO): protein phosphorylation
Molecular function (GO): protein kinase activity; ATP binding
Source: RefSeq, a predicted model, not a curated record
UGCUCUUCACUUCAGUGGGGAAAUUAUUGUAACUUCUACUACUGAACCAAAAUGGUUGCUGUUCGUGAUUUUGAGAUUUCGUGUUUUGUAUUUUAAUUAUUUAUUUAUCAUAAUUAUCUGAUAGUUUAGUCAUUUAAGCAUUUCCAACUCUUUUAAGUUAAAUCUAAUGAAUUAUUUUUCUUAUUCCAAUCUUGCGAAGUGGCAUGCUGAGUAAAAUGUAGGGUAUCCAUCUUCCAGAAGUGGUUUACAUUAGUCUGUGUAAAUUACAUUAGUUUAAAAAUUUUUGUUGAAAUCACAUGUUAUUCACACGACAGAACACUCCAAAAAUGAAGAAACUAUUUUCUAAAAUCGACAAUACUGCUAAGGAGCCUAAUAGUUAUGUAGGGAAGGCCUUCACUGUGGGAAGGAUGACUGUUACUGUUGAAGAUGUUUUGGCUGAAGGAGGUUUUGCUGUAGUGUUUCUGGUAAAGGGGAGCAACAACAAGAGGUUCGCACUGAAACGCAUGUAUGUCAACAAUGAUCAUGACUUAAACAUCGCUAAGCGGGAAAUCCAGAUCGCUAGCAACCUGAGCGGACACAAGAAUAUUAUCGGCUAUGUGGACUCUAGUAUCACUCCUACAGCCAAUGGUGUGUAUGAGGUUUUACUGUUGAUGCCGUACUGUCGCACUCAUGUACUGCAGAUGAUGAAUGCCAAAUUACAAUCAGGAUUUACGGAGGCGGAAGUACUUCAGAUAUUCUGUGAUGUGUGUGACGCUGUGUCCAGGCUACAUCACUGUCAGACUCCCAUUAUACACAGGGACCUUAAGGUGGAGAACAUUCUAUUGAGUGACAGUGGCAGUUACGUCCUUUGUGACUUUGGCUCGGCCACAGGGAAAGUGCUGAACAGUUCCAGUCAGGGUGCUCCAGCCGUACAAGAGGAGAUACAGAAGUACACAACACUAAGCUACCGUGCACCGGAGAUGGUGGACAUAUAUUCAGGCAAACCAAUCACCACUAAGGCAGAUAUCUGGGCACUGGGCUGUCUGCUAUACAAGCUGUGUUUCUUCUCCUUGCCGUUUGGUGAGAGUACACUGGCCAUUCAGAGUGGCACCUUCACCAUUCCUGACAACUCUAAGUUCUCCAAGGGGAUGCACUGCCUUAUCCGGUACAUGCUGGAACCAGACCCUGAGAAAAGGCCUGAUAUCUUCCAAGUUUCAUACGUAGCAUUCUCAUUGCAAGGAAAGGAAUGCCCAGUUCAAAAUUUAUAUAAAGUGCCAGUGCCAGUGUUGGACCAGUUGGUGUGUCCUCCUAUGGAGAGUGAAGCGGUUCGGAGACAACCACUCAAGUCCUCUACUAAACCUGCUAUCUCUACCCCUGCUGUUGUGGAAGGUACCAGCGUCACACCACGGCAGAGGCCCAAACGUGCCACAUCUGGUGGCAUCCCACCCCUUAUCGGAGCCUCCCCCACACCAUCUCGUCCCUUCCCCGCUCCCACCACUGUAAGCCCACCCCCAGCUACCGCUCUGCAGCCUCCUCCUCCACAACCCCCAGCCCUUGACUCCUCCGAGACUCUCUUUCCUUCUUCUGGUUACCCAGAUCCUUUCCGAGAAGAAGAGAAUGUAAAAAGGUCUCCACCCACUCAGUCUGUAUCUCAAUGUCCAAUAGUGGCUGAACCAUCCCCUCCUCUUUCACCCUCUGGCCACCAUCCCUCACACCGCCGCAACGUCAGUGAUACCUCAGCCUUCAAUAAGGUAUUUGCCAAUGAGACCAGUCAGUUCCUGGCCCCAUAUGACUCCAUGGUAAAGUCUCAGUCUGGGGCUAACACACCUCCGGAAGUGAACAUGGCUGUCACCCACAACAUCUCUACCUCACAUAGUGAACUACCUGUGGGCACUGCUGUGACUCCAGAGGGAAGGUCUCUGUCUGCAGCAGGUCCUCAAGGGUGGAACCCUUUUGAGGAUCCUCCCUUCAGUCAGAUGACAGAGGACCACAUCUUUGGAGCAGAAUUUGACCGGAUCAAGCGAGGCUCCCAAAGUAGUAUUUCAAAUGUGAAGAGUCGAGAAAGUCUGGUGAUGGCUGUUUCCAACAAUGAUGAUCCCUUUAUCUCAGCCCCUUUUACAUUACCUGUUUCACGUCAGAACUCAAAGUCAGGCAAAUCAUCAUCAGCGUCAAUCAUAGCAGAAGUGAAGAAGAGUCAUGCAGAGGAGUGGAGGAACUACCUCUCCACUAAUGGGCUGUGUAUCAGGCCUCAGGUUUCCGAAGACGUGGAACUGCCAGAGCCUCCACCACCUCCACCUCCAACAUCACCACCCUUUGUCCGGGCCCCCAUUGAAGAUCGCUCUAAGUACGAGAAGCUCACAUUCAAUGUUGAUGACAUCUCUUCUGACGACAGUGAUGAAAACCUUCAGAGUGACAGGAAGAAGGACAUCUCUCGGAAUGCCAAGCUAGAGAGGAGAAAAAAGGUAAUGUUGAAAGGUAGUCGCUUGAAAGGAGUAAGGAGAAGAAAAAACAGCAAGAGGUCAGGAGAGAUGAGUGGAGAUAUUUCUGAUGAUUCUAUUGGUUCUGCAAGCGAUCUAAGAGCAAGAGAGGAGGAAGAAGAAGAAGAUGAAGAGAAAGAAGAGAUGGGAGAGACAGAAACUAUCAAUGACAGCGUGUUGACUUGUGGAUCAUCUGCUUACCAUGCGGAAACAGAGAGCAUGGCACUGGAGGAAUCUAUUUCCAGGUGUCCUAGGGUUCCAGAGCUACCAGAAUCCGAGGGAGAUUUACUGUUUGUGGGCCAUUCUUACGGAGAGAAGCCUCUAUUAGCCGAUGAUGAGCUGGAUACUGAAGAUGAGAAUCACCCAUCAUCACCACCUCUACUGAUAAAUAUCCAAGAGGAGACGCCUCCCAAUGAUGUUUUUGCACUUGCCCCAUUUCAGAAACCAGAUUCAAAAAAGAAGGCGAAAAGGGAGACUAACAUCACACCUGACUCUCUGCUACAGCUGUCCACACCCUCUCCUCCGUUGCUGGUUGCAAUAUCUCCUGUUGUUGCUGAGGGCUCUCUGGUGGACCUCAGUGAUGACAGUAAUGAAGUUGCUCAAGAUGUUAAGGACUCAGGCUUUAACACUUUCUCAGGGGAUUAUGAUUCUAGUAAAACGUUUCCUAUUUUCCCACAAGAUACUGUAGCUCAUGAAGUAAUUAUUCCUGAUGAGAAAGAUUUGUUUGGGUCAUCUCCAUUUGCUAAGCAUAGUAACAACCCGUUCACAGAUAGUAGUGAGAUUAUUUCUACAAACAACGGACUGUACCACAAGACCUCCAUAAUCAUCAGAGACGGAGACACGAGGUUCAGCUCACUGGAGGAUCAGAACAGAGCGUUUGUGUAUAAUUCUUUACCUCGUGUUUCCAAUGUGUUUGUUUCAGCGACAGUUCCUACUAGGUCUGUAGAUAAGGACCUCUUUGGCUCUUUGCCAUUCGACAGUGUAUCAAAGAGUUCGGAUGCUAAGUACUUCCCCCAUAGGCCUACAACGCUACCUGUGAAUACAGACAACAUUUCGGGAGAAGUCACCAAUCAUCUCUCUCAACGAGUGGAGCAAUUAGGUCUGGAACUGAUGACGGAUACUUCAUCUCCGGAAGCACUUAUGUUGCCUGCUGAUUCUGACACCAACAGUACAUCUAAAGCUAAGAAAGAACAUCACAAAAUCCAUAGUUUGUCAGAAAAAUGUAAGUACCACUUGAUAGAAGAAAAGCAAAAGUCUCCACUUCAAGUGAAACACAAAACGAUAAAAUCCUCUGUAUCGAAAAAGACUGGUAAAAUAUCUAAGAAAAUUGGAAAAAUUUCUAAAACUGGCUUUAGUAACAUGAGUUUUGAAGAUUUUCCAAGCGACGAAGUUGAAGAAGCACUGGAUCAUUCAAGCUCAGUUCCUUUUGAAGUGUUGAGAGAUGAGAAGACUCCUGUUGAAGGCGAUCGCAAAUAUGGCUCAUUGAAAACACGAACAAACCCUUUCUCUUGAGUGCAGAAGUUGCGUGCGUCCACAACCUAUCGGGUGCUACACGCGUGCAAGUGACUCGUCAAACGCAAAACGCAACUGUUCGUCUGACAUUCCUCUUCACCUCACAAUCUCGCUGCUUCACCUUUAAGUCUACAGUUUACCUAUAAAAUAGCAGAAUCGUAGGCUUUGUAGUUUUUACCAGUAGUAUAAACUUCCAGAACCAAAAUGUUUUGUUGCAGAGAUAGAUAGUUUGGAGGAACACGGCGUUAUAUACAGUUUUAAUGCUAUAAGAAAAAUUAUUCCAAUGUUUAAAGUUUUUAACAAAAGCUUUAUACUAUAAUGUAUUUUUCUACUUGAUCGAGGUAAGAAUUAAUGUUGAGAUUGGAUAGGAUCCUAAAACAAAAUAAUUUUGUAUGCAAGUUUCUUCAGUUAUGCUUGAUUAAUUUUGAAGUUAAUAGACAUAUAUCAAUUAUGCAAUCAAGGAUGUGUUCACUGCCACAGAGGAAGCACUGGAAGAGAUACAUUUAAUUGUAGAAUAUUUUUAAUUGGCCUAAUUCUUACUGGUUUAAGGAAUACUUCACUUUAUGUAAAAUUUAAUACAUAUGCUUUUUAUAUAACCAUCAAGUCUUCCAAGACAGGUAUUUGUCAAAAACUUCUCAUUUUAAUUUUAAUGUAUAAGUUUCUAUUCUGUUUCCACCUAUAUUUCACAAAUUAUUAACUGCUAAUCUGAGAGAAAGUAUCUAGCCUAAAAUUUAAACUUUUAAGAUGACUCAUAAACAGAUUUUCUAAUGUUACUCAUCAGUGUCUAUAAUUUUGAGUGUAGAGUUUACUUGCAACUUUAAUAGUAUGUAAAGGAAAGUAUAUUUUGUUAUAUUGUAAAUAUAUAUAGAGUGUGUACAGGUUACAUUGGAGAAGGUUGUUAAGCAAUCGCACCAUAAUGCUGUGAUGUAGGUAGGAAGACUGAGUUGACAUAAGAAAUUUUCUCCCUUCCCUUUAAUCCACAGAGCCACACUAUUUUUAUGCAACAAUUAAUAUUUAAUGACAAUUCUUUUUAUUCCAUGUGAGAGUGUGUUAAAAUGGAUCAAUAAUUGUUAAUUUGGUAGUUUAUACUAAUUUCCACAAUUUUCUAAUUUUCCCUAUCUAAAAUAUAAUGAAUCCUAACCAAUUAAGUAACAAAGUGUUCUUAGCAGUUCUACUCUUUCAAUUUUUGUACUCUUAUCACCAACAGACAUGCCAUGUAGGCAUUUUGUUAAACAAACAUUGUACAACAAUAUUGCCAAUUUGUGUAAGCAAUUAAAAAAUGUGUAUUUAUUACUUAUCUGCUAUAAUUUUCGUACAAAAUAUAUGCUUUACAGUUUUUAUCUCAUAACAUGCAACAAAUUAACAAAGCAUUUUAGGGCAUUUAUACCAUAAAACGUGUAAUAUUGUUGAACCUCACCGAAUACCAUUUCAUUAAGUAUGGUCAGCUACAUUUUUUAUCUGGACAGAAUCUGUUUAAAAUAACUUAAUUAUUAGGUGAAACAUGGGUUGUUAUGUUUAAAAACUAAAGGGAUCAUGUUUUAUAAAUAUUUAGCAGAUUUAUAAUAUUGUUUAUAAAAAUAUAUUUCUUGUGAAUAUAGGCAUCAGUGAGAGUGGUACUCUAAAAUGUGUUCUGUUUUAGUUAAUAAAGUAUUAUAAAUAUUAUGACAGAAUGAAAAUUACUUUAACAAUAAUGAAUCGCUAAAUAUAUUUGUAAUCUAUUUUUUUUACUAAAUUUAAAAUUAAAAUUGAAAAAUGUAAAAAAAAACGCUUUUUAGACAUAUUGAUAGAUUGAAUUUUCAUAUUGCUAGCUCAGACAGUUACAUUUAUUUAAAUAGAUUUUAAGAAAAUAUUACAAAAUUAUCCAUAAUUUAGAGGGAUAUUUAAAAUUGUUACUUUCAAGUUAAUUAUCUUACAUAAAAAUUAAGCGUGUCACUAGCCUUCACAUGUAUUGUGAACACACUUUACACACUUGCAGCUUACAUCGGACAUUGCCACUGCCACAAAUUUAGAUCAUGCAAUUACUGAAGUAUUUUAAUUUUAAUCUUUCUCUGCUUACGUGUGUUCCAUGACAUACUUAACAUCACACCUGAUAUUUAUAACAUACUUAUAAUGCUCUUUUAGUUAUGAAGAAUAGAGAAUUUAAUUAGAUUGUAGGAGAGAAAAAGCAUGGUUAUACUACUGUACAUAAAUAUUUAUAAUUUGUGGCAGAUAAAAUAUUGUGGUGAAUGCGGUAUGCACCCAUUGUAUACAUCAAACAUGUCACGCAUGUUAAUUGUACAAACAUUUGACAACAAAAGUACUAAGAUAUAUAUAUAUAUAUAUUUAGAGCAACUAGAAACUAUGAGCAUAUCAGUUAAGUUUAUAGGUUGGUUUAUUCUCAACUAUAAUAUAAUGUUAAGUCUAACAGCUUACUUAUUCACUAUUGCUAAAAAGUCACUUUUGCCAAAGUACUGAUGUGCAUCUAUAACACAUGGAGAGAUUAUGCACCAAGUGCUGAUCAGUGCUCAGCACAGCAAACGCAACAUUCAAAUGUAAGAUAAUUAACUUUAUUGUAACAAAUUUUAAUACCCCUGUCAACUAUGCGUGUUCUUGUUCAGGAUUAUUAAUACAGAAUUGACUCUUUCUCCUGCCAAUAUCCCAUGGAACAGGAUCCGUGGAUGGCCUGAGAAGUAAUCAGUCUCAGCCAUUGUAAAAGGAGAGGAUGAUACUGUUUAGUGAAGGAAACAGGAUUUUUCCGGACAUUUGCCAUCGUUCACUGUUUAGGUUCGUACUUGUUGAAGUAGCAAGAGAGACAUGUCAACCCUGAAUAUGCUUGCUAAUAACUUGUGGCAUUGACUGACACUUAUUCAUUUAAAUCAUCUAUGUAUACUUUUGUGAACAUUAACUAAAAAUUGCACUUACAUUAUUAAAAUAGUUUUUUGGCUAGCUUACUAAGAGUGUGUAACAAUUCAAUUCUUUGAAUACUUCUACAAUCCACAACAUUUUUUAAAUUUUAUAUAUUAUGAUCUGGAAAUUAAUAAUUUUGAUAAAAAACUAAUAUGAUCCCCCAAACAUAGCUCAGGCUUCUGGCCACUAAUGUCAUGGAUCCACGGUCCACCCGCUGUUUUGGUCGCCCCACCUUGCGCUUCUAGCUGUUGGAGCUGUGCAAUUGGGCAGGGGAGAAUGGUGGGGCAAUAUCAAGUCCCACCCCACCUGAAUCUGAAUCUGAAGGUUUAUUGACAGCAGCUCCUAACAGCGUGGGUGUAGGAAGGAGCAGUCCUUCACUGUGGGAGGCUCUUUUGCCAUUGUCGGUUGUUCUACAUGGUAGCAUUAAUGGUGGGAGCAGUUCAGGCGAGAUAGGAGAAACAGAGCGAGGUCGCUUGAUCCUCCAUCGUACUUCCGUCUCGAUCCUUGGAACCUCUGACAUCUCCUGCCUUGGCUUACUAGGUCCCCGUUUGGUUGCACUGAAACUGCUGCUGGUUUUGUUACUAGAGCCGCUGUAAUUUGGCCAACCUCUCGCAUAUCUAAGGUUGCUGUAUCGCACUGGCUCUUUAGCCGGUAGGUAGAGUGUUGUCAACCUGUGAUGGCUCUUUGUUCCCCAAACCAUAAACAUCCUACCAAUACCUUAAGCAUCAAUUAUAACUCUCUUAUGAAAAUAAUUUUGUUUACAACUGUCUAACACACCUUAUUAACAGAUUUUAUUCCUUCAAACUCAGUGAAGAGCAGCGCAGAAUUGCUCUUUUUCUCCUAGAGAUCAAUCUCUUAAUAGUGUCUUCACAUUUUUUAAAAGUUGUUUUCCCAAUAGUUUUCUACUAAAAAUCAGUAUAUUCAGAUUCUAUCAUAAGUUUAAUAUAAUAACCAUUAAAAACAUAAAUUUUGUGUAAAUUUUGGCACUGGUGUACUGUGUAAAUAUGUUGAAUUUUGUACAUACAAAUUUAUUUAAGAUAUAUUUAUAAAUAUCUUUCCCCGCAUAAUGAUUGCUAACAAUGAAAACAAACCGAGAAUAUUCUAUGACAAAAGAAGUAUAAACUUUUAUUUUCUUUAAAAACAGAGUGAGGGGAGAUUCUUUCAUCAAAAUUUUCUCUUGUUAGGGAAGUUUAAUUAACACUGUACUCAUCUCACUAACUUGUACAUACUGUUAUAGCAUGUUUCUCCCUUCAGAUUAGUUUUCAAAAUAUGUUCUCUGGUACUUCAACUUAGUAACAUUUGUAAUUUCUCUAAAUGUUUAGCUUAACUUAUUCAAAAAAAGAAAAGUAUAUUAUAGAAAUGUUACUUUUUUUAAAUCCGUUCUAAGUUAAUUUUAAAAUAUAUUCUGGUAGUCUUUAGAUAUUUUGGUAUAACUUCACUUUAAAAAGUAUUCUAAACAUUAAAAAGGUAAUGUUGUAUGUUGAUUUUGUAAAUUGUUGUGAAAUUGCAUUUGUGCAUAUUUUAUAAAUUAGUUUGUGCUGAUAAUGCUUUCUUUUAGUAAAUCAUGUCUGGCAGCUAGUCAGUUGUAUUUUAAUGUUAUGUUUUUUACAGGUGACUUUUAUAUUUAUUUAUUGUGUUAUAUUCUUUGUACUAUGUAAUAAGUAUAAUUAAUGGAUAAUGAACUAUGUGAAUUUCACAAUGUAUGUUGUAGUCAAAUUUGCCAUUAAGGUAAAGGAACAAGGUUGUUACCACUGUGAAUUAGGCGAUUAUGGUUGUGUUAGAUUAUUUUGUAACAAAAUAGUAACUGAUUCGAUACCAUACAGGUUUUUUACUUAAAAUUUCUAAAAUUUGCUUAUUAUAUUUUCUCUUAAAAUAGUUCACUAUUUUGUUAACACUUUCGCUGUCGCCUCCUAUUUUUGACAACUUUCUUACACUGCCGCCCGUUUUCAUGUAAAAAAAAAAAUGUAUAACCAAAACUAUGGAACUUGCAUUUUCUUAAAGCUGAGUUCUUCCUCUUUCUAUGCAAAUGCUUAUGCAUAGAUAUUUUCAAACAGAAAGGCUUGUUUUAAAACUUAAAAACAUCAUGUUUUUUGUACAAAAUAAAAAGUUUACCAAAAACAUCACCAUGUGUACAUAACAUAAAUCUAUAACAUAAUCUAUAACAUAAAUAUAUUUCUCAUUAUUAUUUGCUGUAUUCAGCAUUGUUAUUACUGUCAUUAUAGCCACACAUAUUUACAAUUGAAAAUGUCUUGAAACAUGGUUCUUUGCGCAUGGCAAUUUUGCACUCACUAAUGUCUUUUCUUGCAGCCUUGCCUCAUCGUUUUUUAGUUAUCAAAGAGUAUAAUGAAGGUUUUUUUUAUUUUGUUUAUAUUUGUUAUUUGAGUCAAAAAAAAAAAUAAUGUCAUCAAAUUACUUGCAUCUCCAAAAAGUCUAUAGGUAAUAAAAUCAGAAUCAUUAUCUACGUGAUCUUGGAAUAAAUCAUCACUUUCACUGUCACUUGAAAAUCUCUUCUAUCACUUGAUUGUCUUCAAUACUGUCAUGAUUCAUUGUAUUUACUCACAAAACAAUUGUAGUAAACUAAAAUAAUAGCAAGCAAAACAAUAACAAUGCAGACGACGCAUUAGCAGAAUGAGAACAAACGGCCGACACGAUGAUGAGUCCAUAAACAAAUAACUUUUUUCUGAUAUUCAUAAUCAUAAUCAUUCAUUUCAUAGAUCAUAAUCCAUAGAGUACGAAAUAAACAUGGAAAUAGCGAAUGACUAUCAAUGCCACAGUCUAAAUUCGUUUAAAUGCAUUUUUAUUACUGUAAAAGUCAGCACCGUUAAAAUGACGUUGUCGAUAGUGAAAGUGUUAAAUGAUUACUAUAAAUUUACUACAUAACUGCAAAAUAAAUAUUUUUUAAUAUAAGACUUUUUGUAAUAAAAGAUAUGUCACCAAUGUUUCUCCUAAAAAUGGGAAUGCAUGCCAGUUUAACAAAAGAGAUUGUUCCAUUUGUUUACUGAAUAAACUAGAGUCUUCAGAAGAUCCUGAAUCAGGUGCUGGCACCACCUAGUGAAGUGUUUAUUCUUCUAUCAUCCAGCAAGAAGACGAAGAUGUAUAAAAUAACCAAUUUUUCCAACUUACUUUUCAUCUUCUGUGCAUCACAAUGACCUCUCUCGUUUUCCCCCAUCAACAACAUAUUAAUUUCCAUAAUUAAUAUGGCCAUAUCUUGUUAAUCCAUGUAUAUGAAUCAGGUUGUUAAAACUUUCAAAAAUAUAACUGUCUGGAACAAUUCUGUCUUUCCACAAUUUCAUAUAUGGAUCCUUAUAAAGAAUUGGACUGUGAAUACUUACUAAUAAUUUUGUCAUAAUUUUAUGGAAAACUGUAAAUUGAAUCUGAUGUUACACUUUACUACCUAUUCCUAUUAUGGGCCAAAUAAAAUCUUAAAACCUAUCAAGGUAAUGUAUUCACUGAAAUAACGAUAUAGAAAAAAACAGAAUGUAAAUGGAAAACAUAGUAAUGAUUGUGCACUUAAGGAUGCAUUGUGUAGUGUAUUUUGCAUCAAGUUCGUGCAAUUCUUUAUAUGAAAAUGCCACUCAACAUUAACUGCAAAUCUGCAUUUGUCCACUGAAAAUAUUUAAUAAUCCAGGAAGGAGUGGUUGAAUUAGGUUAAAACUAAAAUUGUUUUUUCUAUGAAUUUUAAAUGAGAUAUAUAUUUUGUUGUAAUUAAUAAAACUAGGUUCCUGUUCAAAAUAUUGUUGUUUUAAAAAAUGUAUUAAUGUAAACUCGUUAUAGAAUUAUAACUUACAAAUCGUUAACAGUAUAAUAGCAACUAAUUGUUUUGCUAGUUAAUUUGUAUCUUUUCUUUGCCAUUGUUCUGUGAAACGUUUAGUAUUAGUGCAAACAACAGUUAUUUAAAAAGAGUGUGCUGGAUAUUCUUUGUUUGUUAUAACCAACAUUAAAAUUUAUCUAGAAUCAGGUUUGCUAACUGUUUAUAUAAUCAUUAUUUUAAAAUAUCCUUUGUUAAAUAUUCUUUGUUUUGCUUUCUUCCCCAUGAGAAUUAUUGAAGAAAGUAAGGUUAUUUAGAAAUGUCACUUAAAUUAUAUGUUUUGGAAUCUCUUAAGUUGAAAAGAGAGUCUCACAAGACUCACUUAUGUGUAAGAUGGAAUAACUAAUUUUAUACAAUUACUAAACUUAUAUAUUUAGUAGCCUAUAGUUAUACUAAAAUUUAAAUGUCUUAAAAUUGUUAGUUAUUUGUGACUAAAGAGUUAGUAAUGCACUAAUAAUUUUUACCAUUUAAAAACAUUGGCGUUAUAAGGCAGGGUUGCAUCAACAAACAGAUUUAAAGCUGACAAAAAAUAUAUUGUACUAAGUACAUUUUUUAACACUGCUACUUUUUAUUCAGUUUGUUAUUAGACUUCAUUAAUUUAUUUUUUAUCUAAAUGCAUAUUAAACUCAAAAUAUAUUUUAAAUUCUUAGUGAAUCAACAAUGUAUUUCAUUUUGAUAAUUUAUCAUGUAAAAACCUAGAAGAAGUAUGAAUGUUUCACUUAAUCUUUAUAUAAAAUUUUUUAACAAAGAGUAUUCAGUGUCUUUAGGUGUAAUUUUAUAAAAUUGGUCUUAGGCCAUAACUGUAUCUACCAUGUAGGCCGGGUUUGGUGCCUUCUUAGCUGUAGUCUCAGACCUGAGCUCCUGCUUACACGCGUCGCACGCCUUCGCCCUUGUACAGUACGAGUGGUAUGGAAGACUGACUUUCAACAUAACGUUUAACGUUAUCUAUGUUGAGUAUGGAACUACUGUUUAAAUAAUACUGUUUGAUGCAUUGCUUGCUCUGAGCAACAGUAAAAACUAGCUCAGGCAUUUUAAGAAACACUUCAAUGUUGACUUUAGUUGUGUAAAAUACUGGUUAAUUUUUUUGUGUAAUCAAAACUAUGUGUUGCAUAAUAUACUCAAUGGUUAGUUCUGAGCUAAUAACUACAGGUCACCAGAUCAGUUCUGCCGCAAGUUGAAUUGGUAGAUAUUUUUUAGUUAUAAAUCCAUAACCCUUUAAUUAGCAAAAUGUUUUAUUUCAAACCUGAAAAAUUUGUUAUAUCUUUAAAAUAUAUUACAGCCACUGGUAGUAUUUGAAUCAUACUUUCUGCUGUAGUAAAAAUCUGAAUUCUACAGUUAUCAAAGUAACGUACAGAGUAAGCAGUCAAAAGUAUUACUUAAACUUAUGAUUAUGUAAUUGUGUUCAGUUUACUUUUAAUACCUUACUGAAAUUUGUUACUUUUUCAGUUGUUUUUAUCAUAAUUGUUUGAAUGUUCUUAGUAAUUUUUAAUUUUAUAACUUUUGAUUUUUUUACAUGUUAAUAUAUCUCGCAAUUUUAUUGUUGCUUUAUUCCGUUAUUAUUGUGUUCAUCAGACAUUCCGAAUAAUUUGUGAGAAAGACAAGCGUAUUUGUUGUUAUUGCAACAGUAUUUUGGGAGGUUAUAUAUACGUGAUUAUAGUACAUAAUUUAUUGUUGUGCUUUUAGAUUUGGUCAGCGCCUUUUUAAAGAAGUUUUAGCUUUAUUAAAUAUUUGUAACAUUAUGUAAUCGUUAAUUUAAGCAAAUUUUGAUUGCAAUUCAAUUUACAGUAUUAAGGUAAGUAUGACCAGAGCGCUAAUAACUGUAUUUUUUGCAUUUUAUUGUUAUUAUUUAUUUAAUUUUUGUUUGUUGUUUAUAGUUAUUGUUAUUAAAUGUGUACCUACUACUUCCAACUGUAUAAUUUUGUUGAAUAAAAGUUCUCUAAAUCUUUCA